This is a messenger RNA of Adelges cooleyi (spruce gall adelgid), 1068 nucleotides long. RefSeq lists its product as uncharacterized. The transcript has 4 exons. Lineage: Eukaryota; Metazoa; Arthropoda; Insecta; Hemiptera; Adelgidae. The record is from RefSeq and is a predicted model, not a curated record. The coding region runs from base 140 to 925 and encodes 261 amino acids.
UAUAAACUGUGCAGUUUCCAGUGUUCUCUCACAAGCUAUAUAUCCGUUAGCCAGUGCCUUCUAUUUAACAAAUAUCUACAAUUUCUUCACUUGUUUUUUAAUAAAAAAAAUAUUUAAAACCGCGGCUUAUUUACAGACCAUGCAGACAUUAACACCACACGUGAUCACGGCUGUGUGCCUGUUAUUGGCUAUUCGUUUGGCAUAUGGACAUGUGAUUGACCAAGGACAGCAGGAGCAGCAGCAACAACAGAAACUGAAUGAACAAGCGCCGGCACAAACGCGGGGCUUAGACGCUCAGUCGAUGAUUUCUGGCAUAGCAAAUUCGCUGAUGAGCAGAACAGGAGGAACCAGCAGUCAAAAUUAUUGUAUAGACACGGAGGUAAAAAAGAGAAACGCCCCGGGUUUCUGCAAAAUGUCUUCCUUGACUACCUUAGCCAGUCCUUGUCGAUUUUUCAAGAUGGCCAAUGGACUUUGCGAUCUGCCCGACAUUUUGACGCUUAGUUUAAACGUUUCCAACGUGAUGCUGAUGGUUGUACUUAAGGCAUUAAUUUGGGGUGCAGCUUACAUGACAGGCGGUCACAAAGGACGCAAAGAAGAGUCGUCUUCUGGUCUAGGAGACAUUAUAUCUGAAGCGGACAUAUUGAUGUUUCUUGGUUUUUUGGUUGCUGAUGACUCGGGACAGUACGAUUGUUUAAACCGUGUAGCAUGCGAACAGCCGACAAAGGCAACAAGUUACUUAAAAAGUGCCGAAAUGGUUUGGAAUGCUGCAAAAAUACUAGACGGUAUUGUACCAAUGGACUCCAAGUAUGAAAAAAUGUUGAACAGACUACAAGAGGCAAUUGAGGAUGGCAGAGCGAAUGCCGACUGUCAGGCCAUAUACAAGUGUUCGGAGCCGCUAAAUGAUAGAUUUAACAACAUAAUAUAAAGACUUAUUUCGUUAUUAAAAAUAAUUUUAUGGAAUUCUAAGUCUGAUCAAAUGAUUUUACGUAAAAAAUCAUAAAUAUUGUUAUGUAUGCUUAUUGCUUACAGCAUGUAUCAACUAAACAAAGGUUUUUUUUUGAAAAGUAA